Emys orbicularis (European pond turtle) is the source of this 597-nucleotide messenger RNA. RefSeq names its product chromosome 15 C17orf49 homolog (gene BACC1). The transcript has 6 exons. Lineage: Eukaryota; Metazoa; Chordata; Testudines; Emydidae. The record is from RefSeq and is a predicted model, not a curated record. Bases 1 to 597 code for a protein of 198 amino acids. Gene Ontology annotation, cellular component: NURF complex; MLL1 complex.
AUGACGUCAGCAUCCACCAAGGUGGGCGAGAUUUUCUCCGCGGCCGGCGCCGCCUUCACCAAGCUGGGGGAACUGACGAUGCAGCUGCACCCCGUGGCCGACUCGUCCCCCGCCGGGGCCAAGUGGACGGAGACGGAGAUCGAGAUGCUGCGGGCGGCCGUGCGGCGCUUCGGGGACGACCUCAACCGGAUCAGCGCCGUCAUCAAGGAGCGGACGGUGGCGCAGAUCAAAGCCACGGCCAAGCGUAAGGCCUACGAGGACAGUGGGGUGCCCCUGCCCGCCGACUCCCCCAAGAAGGGCCCCAAGAAGGGGCACGGGCUGGGGGGGGCCGUGGCGGCCCCGGCCCUGCCCCCCCCUGCCCAGGCCGGGGGCCCCGCCGGGCUGCAGGACACGCCCGCCCCGCCCAUGAAGAAGCAGAAGGCGUCAGACGUCACGCUCAGCGCCUUGAACGACUCCGACGCCAACAGCGACCUGGUCGACAUUGAGGGGCUGGGGGACGCCCCCCCCGCCAAGAAACUCAACUUCGACCAGGACAGUCUGACCCUGGACCCCGGGCUCCUGAUCACGCCCGGCGACCUGCCCCUGCUGUCCCGCUGA